Messenger RNA from Phytophthora nicotianae INRA-310, 2298 nucleotides. RefSeq lists its product as hypothetical. NCBI's taxonomy places the organism in Eukaryota, Oomycota, Peronosporomycetes, Peronosporales, Peronosporaceae. The transcript has a single exon. Bases 222 to 2081 code for a protein of 619 amino acids. Gene Ontology annotation, molecular function: metal ion binding; cysteine-type deubiquitinase activity. The record is from RefSeq and is a predicted model, not a curated record.
GGUUGCUGUAUGGCGUCGUCCCAUCAAUAGGCAACUCUGGACCGCGUCCGCGACGUGCCUCUGCCUCCGUCACAACCAAAAAAGCCGUCACGCUGCCACUGCGCAAUCUCGUGGAAAUCAAGCGCUGGGAAGUGGCAUCAAUUGUUGUUGCCUUUUCCAGUCACUCACCGUAACUACAAGAAAAAUAACCGCGCUUUAGGUGGGGCAGCUCCGUUCUAAACAUGAGCAGCAGUCCCCGUCACUUUCGUCGCUCUCGGAUAGAGCGCGCCAGCAGCGCCGACCUGGCCUCCUCCUCGUCGUCGUCGCUGUUCCGGCGCUUCCAGGCCAAGAAAACCAGCAAGACGCCGACCGAGUCACUCGCCGCUUCACAGCCGCCUCCGCGUCAUUCGCACCGCCGGAUCCUCUCCAGAGAGCGCAAACGUCCCAUGGUGAUCUACUACUCCAGCAACCCGGCUAAUAUUGUCAACUUCGAUGAUUCCAAGCUCACUUCAACCGUUCGCAGUACCGAUACCACGGUGUACACGGAUGGUGAAAUGUCCGAAGACGAUUGCGAUGAUCGAUUCGACGGCGAUACGAAAUUGCCAGACUUUGCCGCCAGCAUGGGCCCGAGAGACACCUUGGCUCGCAGUCGCGGACCGGGGAGGGCACUCAUGCGCAUGUCCCAAACCUUCAGCCGCGCCUCCGAGAGGAUAGACACUCACUCCAAUGGAGAAGGACGUCACCGCCGCGCGGCUCGUCAAAGUGCCAAGUACGACGUGGCCUGGCGACAGGACGACGAGAGUGAAUGUUGCCAAGUCUGUUUUGCCAUGUUCACGAAACUUUCCCGUCGUCGCCACCACUGUCGCGUGUGUGGCGAGCUGGUGUGUGGCGCCUGUUCGCAAGACCAGGUUUCCCUCACCGAGAAGUUUUCCACUCCACGCCGCGCCUGCGUUGCCUGUUGCAGUUUGCUGCAAGCCAUGGCACGAGCUGGCGACGACCGUGUCAAAGUCGUCGAGUCCGACGUGGCCACGGCAACUCCCACCAGACGCCACCACAAAUCGGCACCUGCGGCUCCAACUUGCCACUCACCAGCCAGCGCCUCGAUGCCUGCGCCCGCGGCAACUCCUCGCUACCGUGACCGACUCACGGAAGUGCACCGAGUCAUGGCUGCCGGCAAAUUGUCACGUCGUCGUGGCAGCUCCGACAAGAAAAUGUACGUGAUUUCCAGUCGCUGGCUGCGUAGCUGGCUGGCAUUCACAUCGUCAGCUUCGAGCUCCAACUCCAGGCGCAACUUGGAUUACGGAUUUGACACGGAAACCUCAAUCUCGUCCCCUACGAACGACGAUGUUGCCAGCGUGGGGCGUGCCCCCGGUCCAAUUGAUAAUUUGUCACUUUUGGAACUGUCGCGUGGCAAACUCAUUCGUCGUCCCGGUCUCAUCCGUGACGAGGUGCUUGCUGGUGAUGCGGCCACUGCCGGUGAAGACGCGGAUUUCCAGUUGCUCUCCCCUGAAGUCUGGGAAGUUUUCCAACGUCUUUACGGCGGCGCACCUGCCAUUUACGUCAACUUGACGAGUGCCGAUCCGUCGGCUUGGAUUGUUGAUGUGUCUGGCUUGUUGGCAGCUGGCACCACUGCCAAUGGCACGAAGGUACAGGUGCUUCCUACGGUUGAACGCGCUUUGACGACCCGCCACCACAGUGAGAACGAUUUUAUCGACCCACGAGCUGCCAGAACUCCCACAGAGUCGGGUGUGUACACGCCUGGGAGCAGUCGAUCGACCAAGCAGCAAACGCCAAAGAGUCCGGCGUGGACUGUCACGAGCAGCAGCAGUAGCAGCUCUUUGAGCGAAGAGAAAGACCGUGUCCACACUCCCACUGGCAGUGGCAAAAUGCAACUCGAGGACUUGGAGUCUGACGUUGCCACUUUGUCAAUCGGAGUGAAUAAGACCCCGACCGAGAGUGAAGAUGAUAUGAGGGCCACGACGUCCGUACGUAGCCCUACCGCUGCUUUGGCCGCGUCAGCGUUCGCUGUCGCCAUGAAGCAGGCGAGACUGAACGCCCAGAAGGCCAUUGAUGAUCGCGCCUCGCGUGUCAUCGCAGCUUAAGCAACUUCAAGCUUACUACUCCACAGCAACAAAAAGCAGUAUUAAACUCAGCACCGAUCGGGAAGUAGAUCUACGCAAAAAGUAGACUAGAACAUCGAUUCGGUGCACCUUUAUCUAUAAACACGACAUGCAUUGCAACAAACAUUCCGUUCCAUUUUCAAUCAUCCUAGUGAAAAAAAAACUUUCGCUGGACGUUUUCGGCUACGUCAACUAUUCU